Messenger RNA from Mycena indigotica, 1017 nucleotides. RefSeq names its product PKS-ER domain-containing protein. The record is from RefSeq and is a predicted model, not a curated record. Gene Ontology annotation, molecular function: oxidoreductase activity. The transcript is spliced from 5 exons. The coding region runs from base 1 to 1017 and encodes 338 amino acids. NCBI's taxonomy places the organism in Eukaryota, Fungi, Basidiomycota, Agaricomycetes, Agaricales, Mycenaceae.
AUGCGCGCAGUGAUGUGCCCCCGGGCGCCCAUCGAAGCACGUGAACUCGUCUAUUCGACCGACCACCCUGCACCACAGCCCAAGGACGGCCAUGUGCUCAUCAGGGUCAAAGCAUUCGGCUUGAACCGCGCAGAGCUGUAUGCUCGCAAGGGUCAACUUCCUGGCUUGUCGUUUCCAAGAAUUCCAGGCAACGAAGCGGUUGGCAUAGUCCAGCACGCUGGAGGGGGCUUGUGGAAGGAAGGCGAUGUCGUUGCCGCUAUGAUGGGCGGGAUGGGAGUCCAGUUUGACGGCUCAUACUCAGAAUACACCCUCGUGCCUCACCAAUUCGUUUCUGCCGCAAUAAAACUUCCUGCGAAUGUCAGUUGGGCCCAGUUUGCGGCCAUUCCAGUGACGUUUUUGACUGCUUGGGGAAUUCUCAAAUCUGCUCUCAAACUCGAGGCAGGCGAAAGUCUUCUCAUUCGCGGUGGGUCAAGCAGUCUCGGUCUCGCGCUAGCGGCUCUGGCAACAUCCAAAUCACCUCACUUUGGCUUCAGUGCCUCCUCUGUGAUUUCUUCAACGCGCACUGAAGCGAAAGCAACGAUCCUCAAAGAAAGCGGAGCACACCACGCUGUCGUUGACCCUCCUACGGGAAAUAUUAGUGAAACGGUGAAAAAGCUCAGUCCAAAUGAGAUGGGCGUGAACAAGGCGGUCGAGUUGGUUGGCCCACCCGUGCUGGCAGACACGAUGGCAGCAUUGACGCCGAAUGGUGUUGUGGCUAUGGUGGGAACGCUCUCAAAUGUGUGGAGCAUGGAGUUCAGACCGUGGGCUUUGCUCAUGCCAGCCAAGCACAUAACGACGUUCUCCGGUCGCAGUAUCAACCUUUCGACGGCACCUCUUCAAGCGAUCGUGGAUGCGGUCGGGAGCGGCGAGCUCAAGCUUAACGUUGAUAAGGUGUUCGGAAUCGCUGAGACAGUCGACGCCCAUACAUAUAUGGAGUCCAAUGCGGCGGCAGGCAAAGUGGUUUGCUUGGUCGAUUAG